CACUCUCCAAGUCACUCUCCCGCACGCGGCGAGCCACGCACAGCGUACCUCGGUGCCAAAAGGGUUUCCCCUUCUGCUUCGGAGGGAGAGGGCAUAGCCGCAAGCGCAAUGGAGGUCGACGGCCCGGAAGUGGCGGCGGCGGCGAACGGACAGACGCGGCCGCGGUGCAUGAGCAGCUACGUCGACGAGGGCAGCACGGAGAGCCACCGCUACUACCUGGCCCGCAGGACCCUCCUCGAGAUGCUCCGGGACAGGGGCUACGCAAUUGCCUCCUCCGAGAUCGAUCUUUCUCUCGCGGAGUUCCGGGCCUCCCAUGGCCAGAGCCCCGACAUUGACCGCCUCCGCAUUUCCAACUCUCUCCGCUCCGACCCUUCUAAGCGAGUGUUGGCGUAUUUUUGCAAUCCUGGUCCUGUAAAAGUCAAUAGUAUCCGUUAUAUUAGUGGGCAAAUUGCUAACAAAGAAGGUUUGAGCGGGUUGAUAUUGGUCUUGCAAGGUGAAAUGACCAAUCAAGCUCUUAAAUCACUGGAUCUUUUCUCGUUUAAAGUUGAAGUAUUCCAGAUAACCGACUUGCUUGUGAAUAUAACUAAGCAUGUCCUCAAGCCUAAACAUCGUGUUCUAACGGAUCAAGAAAAGCAAAGUCUUUUAAAGAAGUACAGUAUACAGGAGAAGCAGCUUCCAAGGAUGCUGAAGAACGAUGCAAUCGCAAGGUAUUACGGACUUGAGAAGGGUCAGGUUGUAAAAGUUACCUACAGUGGUGACGUAACUGGCACGCAUGUUACGUACCGCUGUAUCUGGUGAUUCUAUGUUCUCCAGAGAUUGGUUUCUUUGGUAUCGAUAAGUAAUAGGAGUUUCCUAGCAUGGUCACUAGUGGGCAGAGUCAGUCAGCUUUCUGCAGUCAUGGUCCCGUCCUGUUUUGAAUGAUGGUUCGCUCAUGGUACCAUCCAUUGUGGAUAAUUUUGCAUGGUCGAGCUGGUUCUACAGGCCUCUGGCUAGGAGUUGAAUUUCAGUUUUACGCGGUAGGUUCCCCUGUAAGUAGCGGCGGCAAUUUAAGAAUCGCCUGUUUGAUCCUGUCUGGUUGUUCUGAAGUUAUGUGGCGAAUUGACGGAAAGCAUGUCCGAGGAAGUUUUACCGAUGGUUCUGUUGUGAUCUUAUGUCUCACCACAUUGCUGGCU
This is a messenger RNA of Rhodamnia argentea, 1172 nucleotides long. RefSeq names its product DNA-directed RNA polymerase V subunit 5A. Gene Ontology annotation, molecular function: DNA binding; DNA-directed RNA polymerase activity. The record is from RefSeq and is a predicted model, not a curated record. NCBI's taxonomy places the organism in Eukaryota, Viridiplantae, Streptophyta, Magnoliopsida, Myrtales, Myrtaceae. Gene Ontology annotation, biological process: DNA-templated transcription. The transcript has 4 exons. Bases 109 to 798 code for a protein of 229 amino acids.